Messenger RNA from Nymphalis io (European peacock), 1869 nucleotides. RefSeq names its product gelsolin-like. The transcript is spliced from 16 exons. Lineage: Eukaryota; Metazoa; Arthropoda; Insecta; Lepidoptera; Nymphalidae. Bases 147 to 1769 code for a protein of 540 amino acids. The record is from RefSeq and is a predicted model, not a curated record. Gene Ontology annotation, molecular function: phosphatidylinositol-4,5-bisphosphate binding; actin filament binding. Gene Ontology annotation, biological process: barbed-end actin filament capping; actin filament severing.
AGUUUUGACCGACGCCAUUUUGAAUUUUAAUAAGCCGAUCGGCGAUUCCUGCUGUUUGAUUCAGUUGAGACUGUUCGUUAGAAGGCGGUGUUCGUUUUGUGUUAAUUAUUAAUUUGUUUUACAAACGUGUUUUUGUUCGUGAAACAAUGAAGCUACUUUAUCUAUGGGCGGUCAUUGCCCUCACAGCAUCCGUGUGCGCCAGGACCACGACACGACAGCAGUCAUUGACACCACACAUCACAUCUCUAUCUGAUAAGGACGCAAGACAGAAGGCACGGACUCACCCAGCAUUCGCCAGCGCGGGUCAGCGAGCUGGUCUCGAGUUAUGGAGGAUAGAGAACUUCGAUCCCGUUGCUGUCCCUCAAAAGGAUGUCGGGAAGUUCUAUAAAGGCGAUUCCUAUAUCAUUCUAAAGACCACAGCUGAUAAACGGAAUAAUCUCUCAUGGGAUAUCCACUACUGGAUCGGUAGCGAGACAAGUCAAGACGAGGCUGGUGCCGCCGCCAUAUUGACUGUCGGUUUGGACGAUAAGUUUGACGGCAAAGCCAUCCAACAUAGAGAGAGUAUGGGCUACGAGAGCGCGCAGUUCCUGGGAUACUUUCCUGGUGGGGCUGUCCGGUAUGUCGACGGCGGUCACCAAUCCGGUUUCAACCACGUCGUGACCAACCCUGGAGCCGAGAAGCGACUCUUCCAAGUGAAAGGGAAGAAGAACAUCAGAGUGAGACAGGUUGAUCCCCUCAUCUCCUCCAUGAACAAGGGGGAUUGUUUCAUCCUGGACAUCAAUAACGACAUUUUGGUCUAUGUCGGAGAGAAAGCGAAGAAUGUGGAGAAGUUGAAAGCGAUCUCAAUCGCCAAUCAGAUAAGAGACCAGGAUCAUAACGGCAGAGGGAAAGUCGAAAUUAUUGAUCAAUACUCCAGUGAAGUUGAUAUCCAGAAGUUCUUUACCAACCUUGGGUCCGGUAGCAAGGAUUUGGUUCCAGAAGAAAGUGCUGGCGGUGAUGAUCAGACAUUCGAGAAAAACGAGGAAAAAUCCGUGAUUCUAUCCGAAGUGUCGGACAGCUCCGGCAAGCUGAAGAUAACGCCUCUGACGGCGCCGUUCAGGCAGGAACAGCUCAAGCCGCAGGAGACGUAUAUUUUGGACACGGUUAGCGGCAGCAUCUACGUCUGGGUCGGAAAGCAAGCGACGCAGAAGGAAAAGACAGAAGCUAUGGCAAAGGCUGAGCAAUACUUGGCAUCGAAGAAUUACCCAUCAUGGGUGCACGUAGCGAGGAUACCCCAGGGGACGGAACCGGCUAUUUUCAAGCAAUACUUCACGACAUGGCGUGAUGUCGGCAUGUCACACUCGCGCCUCGUCAGAUCGAUCGAUGACACAUACCUUCAGAACCUUAAACCGAGUUCCGGUAAACAUCUAUACGAAGUGAAAGUACGAUCGAACAACUUCAUAAACAUUGAAAUGAAAGACGAAGUGAAACAAGUGAAUUUAGAAGAAGAUGGAACAUACCUCUUACAAAGCGGUGGUGAUUCUUUUAUCUGGUUCGGAAAGGAGACUCCAGUCACAUCUUUGAAAUCAUGGGAGAACAUUAUUGCUCAAUAUCUUCGAGACUUUCCACAGGACACACCCACCGUGACGGUUGUCAAGCAAGGCCAAGAGCCCGAUAACUUCAUCCGAGCUUUCGCCAAAUGGGACCCUUACAUGUGGCAGAAACAAAAUUCCUACGAAUUGAAUAGAGAAGAAGUUUUAAGGUUUAAUGAAAUCGAAGAUGCAAAAUAAACUUUUCUUAAUACAAGAAACAAUAUGACAAUAUGUGUUAUUUAAUAUUUCUUUUAUAAACUUGAAAUAUUGUUAUAAAAUAAAUACUCAUUUAUAUAAA